Cottoperca gobio is the source of this 4693-nucleotide messenger RNA. RefSeq names its product RNA-binding motif, single-stranded-interacting protein 3-like. Gene Ontology annotation, cellular component: ribonucleoprotein complex. Lineage: Eukaryota; Metazoa; Chordata; Actinopteri; Perciformes; Bovichtidae. The coding region runs from base 816 to 2075 and encodes 419 amino acids. The record is from RefSeq and is a predicted model, not a curated record. The transcript is spliced from 18 exons. Gene Ontology annotation, molecular function: RNA binding.
AAGACGACCUGUUUCCCGAAGAAAAACAAAGAGAAGAGGAUGGACUCUCGCACCGUGUCAGAACUGACAGGUGAGGAAACAAAAACUUCCGGGAGUCACUUGACUGCUAAAGUCCUUUCAAAAUAAACGCACGAUGUAAAUAGAAGUCAACGUACGAUGAGUUAUAUUACCCUUGACCGCUCGUGACAUACUAGUUUCUGCACGUCGACGAAGAAGAUAAUAUAAUUAACGCGAUUUAACGUUAGUUGGACAUGUUAAAAACUGUUUAGAAAAAUUAAUACACUUAUUUGACUGACAAAAAAAAACCCGUUAAGCGCCUUCAGUCGGUAAUGUCUGCGUACAGAGUUGACACAUUGAUGACCUGGGGAAGAGUAGUGGCUUUACAGGUGGUGUAAACGUCCAGGGGUCAUCGAAGGCCGACAUAGUUGGUGAGGGCAAAGCCAUAGAAGUCAAGAGUGUGACAUACAAACCCUUGCUGUGCUGUGGAAGGAGCUGCAAAGAUCAGUGACAUGACAUGUGAAGAGGUACCCGAGAUAUGCAUCUUAAAGACUCGCGAGUUGUUGUCAAAGGCUCAGUUGCUAAUGUGUGACCUAGAGGAAAUGCUGGACUGGUGUACGUCAACAGGCCCCUCCAACCAGAGACGGUGCAGAACGAUUCAGCAGGAGUGUCAGGCCGGCAGCAUAGAGGAGGACGGAGAGACCUUGGUCAUAGAGGGCUUCAGGUUUGAGAGUGCGGUCAGCAGGGAGGACCUGAGGAGGCUGAGAUCGCAGGCUGCUGGAGGACGAGGAGGAGGACGACAGACCGACACUUGAGUGAUGGAUACCUUAGUGGUUUCAUCACACAAAGUCAACCAGGUCAAACGACUGGCUGAGCAGUCCUAUGCUCCUCCCCCUCCGCCCAUGGCUCCGCCCAGCCCCGGCAUCACAGGAGGAGGUGGAUGUCAUGGAGGAGGUCAUGGAGGAGGGCUAGUGGAGCAACUUAGUAAGACCAACCUGUACAUCAGAGGCCUGCCGCCUGCCACCACCGACCAGGACCUCAUCAAACUCUGCCAGCCAUAUGGGAAGAUUGUGUCAACAAAGGCCAUCCUGGACAAGAACACCAAUCAAUGCAAAGGCUAUGGAUUUGUGGACUUUGACAGCCCUGCAGCAGCCCAGAAGGCUGUGGCCUCGCUCAAAGCCAGCGGAGUCCAGGCACAGAUGGCAAAGCAACAGGAGCAGGACCCCACCAACCUUUACAUCUCCAACCUGCCGCUGUCCAUGGAUGAGCAGGAGCUGGAGAACAUGUUGAAGCCCUUCGGUCAUGUCAUUUCCACACGGAUACUGAGGGACGCCAAUGGCCUGAGCAGAGGAGUCGGCUUUGCCAGGAUGGAGUCGACAGAGAAGUGCGAUGUGGUGAUUCAAAAUUUCAACGGGAAAUUCUUGAAAACCCCUCCAGGCAUGACAGCCCCUGUAGAGCCGUUGCUGUGCAAGUUUGCUGACGGAGGCCAGAAGAAGAGGCAGACCCAGGUCAAGUAUCCCCAGAAUGGUCGACCAUGGACACGGGAAGGAGAGAGUGGAAUGGCGUUGACGUAUGAUCCCACCGCGAUGCAGAACGGAUUCUACUCUUCGCCAUACAGCAUCUCCACCAAUCGGAUGAUUGCACAGACGUCAAUCACACCCUUCAUCGCUGCCUCUCCCGUCUCUACAUAUCAGGUCCAGAGUACAUCUUGGAUGCCACACCAACAGUAUGUUAUGCAACCAACAGGCGCUGUGAUCACCCCAGCAACGUCUAUAGAGCCCAGUUUGUCUCUUCACCCCUCCAGUGUAAUGGCUCCUCUCACCCAGCAGAUGAACCACAUGUCUCUGGGCACCACAGGCACCUACAUGCCUGCUGCAGCGGCUGCUCCUAUGCAAGGAACCUACAUUCCCCAGUACACUGCAGUGCCUGCCUCUGCCAUCACAGUGGAAGGCGUGGUGACGGACCCGUCUUCACAGACAGCCGCUCCCUCCUCCCAGGACGUCAAUGGGCAGCAGCCUUUAUCUGUGGAGAAUACAGGAGACCAUGUCACAGCCUACUCUUACCAGCAGUCUAAAUAACAAGAUUGUUACGAAUCGUUGCUGCAUUGCCUUCAGAAGGACUGCACUGGAGGCGCUGGAGACACGGAGAGCAUCAAAAUGAAACGGGGACAAAAAAAAAAAAAAAGGUGACGUGGGCAACACUGAGGGGAGAAUGCUUCCACUGUGCACAGGCACCAAAUAAAAGACAAAAUGAAAAAAAAAAUCAAUUAUAUUUCUUACCUGGUUGAACCAAGAAAAAGACAGAGGAAAAAAGAAAUGAUGGUUUGCUGAACUUGAGGACAAUGAAAUCAAACACAGUCUGCAACUUUGAGUUUAUCAUUUCUCACUGUGGGACUGGACUUUGUCUCCGAAGGAAAAAGAGAAGACAUAGACUGAAAUCUAAACUCAACCAACAAGCUGUACAGAAAAAAAGAACAUUUGAAUGUGCAGGUAGAUUUUCAGACUUUUUUAUUAAAAAAAAGGAAGGAAGCAAAGUCUAGAAAAAAAGGUUGUCUUCCUUUGAUAUUAAGCUACAUUAUUUUCAUUAUUUUUAUUAUUUGAGUAGUUUUCUAGAAUAUCAAUGUUUUCGUAAAUCUUUAUUGCCUUAAUUUUCUCAAACUUUGGGAAAAAAGUUUCCAUAGUGGUGAAUAAAAAAAAAAAAAGAGUGGUUGAAUGAUUUGAGACGUUCUUGGAGAGUUCCGAGACGAAAUCUACAAAGCUAUUUGUACAGGAUUAAAAAAAAAAAAAGGUUGUAAUUGUAUGAAAAUGAUUUUAAAUUAUGUGGUGCAGUGCAGCUGAUGUUGGUUAAUAGGAAAAAAAAUCUUCUUUAAUGAGAUUUAUGGGAAGGGUCAAUACACUGCUUCCUGGAAAAUGCAGUUAGGUUUAAUUCAUGGGAUAGAAGUUCUGUUUCUCCAUCACAUUUGUAUUUUUUGGGUUUUGAUUGCAGUCUUUUUACCUUCAAAAGGUGUUUGCUUUGCCUGCUUUGCUUGUCUCACUGCAAAAAAGUAAAAAGCAAAAAAAGGAACAUUUCUGACUUUGACAAAAAGCAGAAAAAAACGCUAGGAUUUUUAAAUGUGCAAAAAGCAAUAGUUUUAGUAAAACUGUUGACAGUUUCUUGAGUCUUUCUUAACCGUUGAACAAAAGCAGCCAACAUGUGGCGUAUUUUAUACCAAAGAUGAAGAAACUAGGUAGUGAAGAGAUCUUCCUUAUGUUGCUUUUUCUUUCUUUUUUCACCUCCUAAAACCUGAAUCUGAGAUUUGUCUUGCUUGUCAUGCUCUUGGCGUGUGAGAUGAUUUUAUCAGUGACUGAGAACAUGCAGUGUGUCUUUAACACAACUGCCUCAAACUGAAGAGUGUGCUCUGAGAUGUUUUGUUUGUCAUGUGAUCAAACAUGGUGAAGAUCUAAAGUGCCGCUGUAACAUCCACCGAGAGACCAGACACCCUGUGGUAUGGAGAAAGUGGAGGAGGUUGGUAUAUUAUUGGGAAGUUGGUAUAGCACCCUUUAGUGGUAAAGAGGCUGAAACCGCAUUGUAUCCUGUGGAAUAUUGGUGUGUACUUUUUAAACCUGUACACCCAACAACACCCUCUUCGGCCUGCAUUGACCAAUCUCAAAUCCUUAAUGCCAACACUGAAAUGCUGUAGCUCAUUAUGACCGCUAGCCAAAAUGUUCUAGAUUUAAUUAUUUUGAAACGCGUAGUCUCAGUCCAUAAGACAAACUGUUGUAUGCCGCUGUCUUGCCAAACACAAGCCAUUUCAAAUGUGAGCAGGGUGAAUAUCUCUGUUAGAGAAGAGGGCAUUUCUGUUGAACAAAAUCAUUUCAGCUUAUGUAUAUUCUAUGAGGAUGAGGAGAGAUUCUUUGUGUUUCUUUUUGUGUUACCUUUUUAUUUUUCUCUUUUUUUUUCGAGAAUUGACUAUGUGUGAGCUGCUAAACACUUUUCAUUUUUGGUCUUGUGUUGGGUGGGUGCUGAAGAGGUACAACUCCAGAAUGACAUUGACCUUUUGAAACCAAGAUAAAGUUAUUGGUUGUCCAUGAAUCAACUGCGUACAAAACAUCCUACAAGUCGUGUGCCUCUUUUCCAAGUGAAAGAAGAGGCACGUUCCUGGUUGCAGUCCUUUGAAAAACACAAAAACAAUAUGAGAAUACUUCUCUUUUUAAAUCUGGUAAUAAGAAUCUGCAUUAUGUGCUGAAUCAAUUGAGAACAAAAACUUCUCUUUGAACUUUAACUGGCUGACACAGGCUCUGAGGUCACACCCUUGAAGCCCCACCUACUUAACCCUCCACCAAUGAAAAGAAGCUAUUGGAGACGUAGAAACAGACGGACACAUAGAAAAAGCAUGGUUCAACCAAAAUCAAGCAGAUACAAACCUCUAUGGGAAAAUAAAUUAUUGAAAGAAGAGAGAAAGUAGAGAAAGCGAGAACAAAAGUAAUAUUUAUGAGAUCUUUUUUUUGUACAGGUGUGUAAAAGAAGAUGCAACAGAAAUAACUUUGAUGAUGCUAUUUUUUUAUUUGCUUGGUCACAUGCCUCCCAUGUCUUUCAAAUUGUGAUUCUGAGAGUGUCUGUAGAACCAGUGGAUAUUGCUGUAGUUUCAAAUGUCUCUUUUGUUUUUGUUUUCUUUUUAGACAAAUCUUUCAAUAAAAAAAUGUUUCAAAAAGUCAAA